Molecule: messenger RNA, 3193 nt
Organism: Pseudoliparis swirei
Lineage: Eukaryota; Metazoa; Chordata; Actinopteri; Perciformes; Liparidae
Gene: myb
Product: v-myb avian myeloblastosis viral oncogene homolog
Exons: 15
Coding region: 44-1873 (609 amino acids)
Biological process (GO): regulation of DNA-templated transcription
Cellular component (GO): nucleus
Molecular function (GO): DNA-binding transcription factor activity, RNA polymerase II-specific; RNA polymerase II cis-regulatory region sequence-specific DNA binding
Source: RefSeq, a predicted model, not a curated record
UACGUGCUCAGCGCAACCUGCGAGUCACUCUACAUAUAUUAACAUGACUCGACGGCCGAGAAACAGUGUUUACAGUAGCGAGGAGGAUGAGGAGGAGACCGACAUGUAUGACCACGAUUACGAUGGGUCACUGGUCAAGGCAGGGAAACGGCACCUUGGCAAGACCCGCUGGACACGAGAAGAGGAUGAGAAGUUAAAGAAACUUGUUGAGCUGCAUGGAUCAGAAGACUGGAAACUCAUUGCGAGCUUACUAACUAAUCGUACAGAUGUGCAGUGCCAGCACAGGUGGCAGAAGGUUCUUAACCCAGAGCUCAUCAAAGGGCCGUGGACCAAAGAGGAGGACCAGAGGGUGAUUGAGCUGGUGCAGAAGUACGGAGCCAAGCGCUGGUCGGUGAUCGCCAAGCACCUGAAGGGGCGUAUCGGCAAGCAGUGCCGCGAACGCUGGCACAACCACCUGAACCCAGAGGUGAAGAAGACGUCGUGGACUGAGGAAGAGGACCGGAUUAUCUACCAGGCACACGAGAAGCUGGGCAACCGCUGGGCCGAAAUCGCUAAGCUGCUUCCUGGCAGGACUGACAACGCCAUCAAGAACCACUGGAACUCCACCAUGAGGAGAAAGGUGGAGCAGGAGGGCUACCUGCAGUGCGCGGCGAAGAACGGCAACUCCUCGCUCUCCGUCGGCCACGGCUACAUCAAGACCGGCAAUCACAUCAUGGGGUACCCCCACCACUCGCCCAGCCACGCGCAGCUGCCGCCCUUGUCGCAAUUCAACUACGCCUACAUCGACUCACACAGGGUACCGAUACCCAGGGCCUUGCAUUUGAACAUCCUUCACAUUCCCCAGCAUGGAACUGCUGCAAUACAGAGACACUAUAGCGAGGAGGACCCUGAGAAGGAGCAGAGGGUGAAAGAGAUCGAACGGCUGCUCAUGUCAACAGAGGAUGAGCUGAGAGGCCAGCCGUCACUACCGAUGAAUCUGUCCUAUCCGAGCUGGGCCAGCCAGAGCUCUUUGACCAACAGCUCCGAGGGUGUCAUGUUUUUACCUCAUCACCAGGCCGGCGCCCCUGCCCUGCCUCUGGACCAGAGCUGCCUACCUGAGGAGAGCGCCUCUGCGGCACGGGCCCACAGCAACAACAGCAGCAACAAUCACAACAACAACAACAACAACAACAACAGCAUCAGCCAUCCAAGCGGUCCGACGUUCUCAAAUACCAUCCCGGAGUUCAUGAACUGUGUCAUCGAUUCAUUUCUCAUACAGUCAAUGAGCCCUGAAGACUCCGACAACGACAGUGUACCGAUGAGCUCGCCCGUGGACUCGAAGCCUCUGAUCAACCACACUAUCAGGCACCAGAAAGAGGAGGAAAUGUUCAGAACUCCAAACAUUCGUCGUUCGAUCAUGGAGUCAUCGCCUUGUACACCCACCCCUUUCCGGUCAGCUCUGGCCAUGCAGGAGGCCAAAUAUGGACCCGUCAAACUACUGAACUCCCCAUUGGAGCAGCAGAUGUCGAAAGUCAUCAAACAGGAGCCGAUGGAGUGUGCCAUUGAGCAGCCUCCUCUGAAGAAGAUAAAACAAGAGGUGGAGUCGCCAUGCGAGAGGAGUCCGUGCAUGCAGUGGGACGGACAAGAGCUCCACACACAGCUCUUCUCCCCAAGCGGCCCCGCGCAGGAAGUACCUGACCUUCUCACGAGUUCAUUAUUGCGUGAAGAUGGACACAAAAACUACCACCUUCCCCGCAGAGGCAUGGGCAGCCCGCUACAGCAGCUGAGUUCCUGGGAGCAGGUGACUUGUGGGAAGACAGAGGAGCACGCCUUGGCCUCCGAGCAGAGCCACAAGUACAUCAACACUUAUCCUACGAGGACACUGGUCGUGUAGCCAGAGACACACGUUGAACUGGAGAGAUCAACAAUCCCUGCGCUGGACGCAGCGCGGCGGGUUACAUAUUUGUUGUGGUACAACAGUUGGGAGAGGCUCUAUGCCAUUGGUGUUUUUACACUCACACUUGUUGGAUUUCAACCAACCAAAGACUAAACGCACGUAUUGUUAUUAUUUUUUAUUCGUGGAAAUCUUCCGCAUAGAAUUUGCGACGGGUUCCAGUGUACGUCCUCUUACGUUUGGUCUCGUCAUUAUGUUAUUGUUGUAUUAUAAAUGGGAAACGGUGGAUAUAUAAUUUGCAUUGGGCUGUAUUGCUAAUUCCGAAUUUUGAUAUUAAUAUAAAGAACAAGUUGAUUAAUUUAUUCCUUUUCUUUUUCAUCAUGAUAAUGUUAUUUUUUUUCAAUUGGCCAAUGGAUCAGUGUUGUAAGUUAAGUAUUUAAGCCCUAUUAGCAUUAUCAUAAAUCCAAAGGCAUAUUAAUGAAUUUAAACUGACCUUUUUAUUUCAGUCAUGAAACUUUUCUUUGUUUCUUUAUUAUUAUUAUUAUUUUAUUUUAUUUUUAUCAGGCUACAAUGUGUCUACUGUUUAUUUCAAGGCUUUGGUCUGUGCCACCUCAUGUAAACACUUAACUACUGAACUAGAACUGCUGCGUCUGUUCUUACGUCUUUAUUCAACAAUGAAUGAUGAUGCGUUACAUAACAGAAGGGGCCAGCCUUAUUAGUAUUACCUGACUACCACAUUGGCACCUUUAUUUCGUAUAAAUUGAGUUUUCAUUUCAACUUUUGAUUUAUUUCUGGCCCUCACAGUAUCCUGUAUGGGGAAAUAUUUAAUGAACAAAUGAUUUAUUUGUUAACAUUUUAAAUAUAUAUAUAUAUGUGUGUAUAUAUAUAUUUCUACAUUUAAAACAAUAAUCUUAAAUGAGCUUAUAUGUUUGAAAUCAUGAGCUUCACCCAGUAAGAGUAUGACCAAGCUGCACUUGAAUCGUAUAUUCUCCAUAAAAGAAAAAAAAAGCGAGAGUACAAAACACUGAUAUUUUAUAUAAUGCUACACACAAAUCCCAAUCAAAACUUUUGUAUGGUUUUUGUAUUCAAACAUUUCUUUGAAUCAUUUUGGUAUUUUUGUAUCACGUCUGUUCAAUCAGCAUUUUGUUUUCUUACUAAGACUGCAGUAGCCCAUGUCAAACACAAUCUUUUUAUAAGCCUUGUUUUUAUACUAGCUUUUGAGCAAAAAUGAUUUUAUAAAAGCAUUUAUACAUGCCAAGUUUUCAUGUUUUUAUACUUUUCUAUACUGCCUAGUAAAUAAAGUGUGUUGUUUUUAUUACA